Messenger RNA from Pterocles gutturalis (yellow-throated sandgrouse), 1006 nucleotides. Its product is annotated as probable G-protein coupled receptor 144. Gene Ontology annotation, cellular component: membrane. The annotation marks the transcript as partial. Gene Ontology annotation, biological process: cell surface receptor signaling pathway; adenylate cyclase-activating G protein-coupled receptor signaling pathway. Lineage: Eukaryota; Metazoa; Chordata; Aves; Pterocliformes; Pteroclidae. The record is from RefSeq and is a predicted model, not a curated record. The transcript has 9 exons. Gene Ontology annotation, molecular function: G protein-coupled receptor activity.
GUCCCUGCGCACCGCCGUGGGCACCGCUGUCAUCUCCUCCGCUCUGCGCAUGAGCACGUCCGUGCGCUACCGCCUGCAGCACCGCGUCCAGGACCUGCCCCAUACGCUGGUGGGACCCAUCUGUGCCUUCUGGAACUUCAGCCUCAGCCCAGAUGCUGGCGGGAUGUGGUCCACAGCCGGCUGCUCUGUGGUGACGUCUCUCCUGGACUCCACUGCCUGUUUCUGCAACCACACCACGAAUUUUGCCGUCCUGCUGCAGGUGCAGGAGAUGCAGAGAACCACCAAGGAGGAGCUCACCCUGCAGACCCUGACUUUCAUUGGCUGUGGAGUUUCCUUCUGUGCCCUGAUGGUUACCUUCAUUUUAUUCUUGGCAGUUGGUGUCCCCAAGAGCGAACGAACCACCGUGCACAAGAACCUCAUCUUCGCCCUGGCUGCAGCAGAAGCUCUGCUCAUGGUCAGUGGAUUGGCCAAGACCAGCCAGGUGCUGUGUUUCCUGGUCACUGCCCUCCUCCAUCUCUUCUUCAUGGCAGCCUUCUCCUGGAUGCUGGUAGAGGGGCUUCUCCUGUGGAGCAAAGUGGUGGCAGUCAACAUGAGCGAAGACAGGAGGAUGAAGUUCUACUACGUGACGGGCUGGGGCCUCCCAGCUGUUAUCGUUGGCGUGACCCUUGCAACUUCCUUUAACAAGUACGUGGCAGACAACCACUGCUGGCUGAACGCCCAGACCAACGUCAUCUGGGCUUUCGUCGGGCCGGUCCUCUUCAUCCUGGCAGUGAACACCUUCGUGCUGUUCCGCGUGGUGAUGGUCACGGUGUCCAGCGCUCGCAGGAGAUCGAAGAUGCUGACGCCCAACAGCAGCCUAGAGAACCAGAUCGGGACACAGAUAUGGGCCACUGCCAAGCCCAUCCUGGUGCUGCUGCCAGUGCUGGGGCUGACCUGGGUGUGUGGGGUCCUGGUCCACCUCAGCAUCAUCUGGGCGUACGUCUUCGUCGUGCUGAACUCCCUCCAG